AUGGCGUCUACGAGACUCAUCGCUUUGUUGGCAGCGAUUUUCAGCGUCGCCUUCAGCGCAGGUAUCAAAACGUAAUAUAAAAAUGGAUAGAAAGCCGAGAAGUUUGAGCAUUUGACUUUUGAAAAUAUACUAAGAAGUCAUUUUUUUGUUUAAAAAAAAUUUUUUUUUUCUUCAAAGUCAUUAUUUAAAAUAGCUAUACGAUCUGAAAGCGAGACGAAAUUUUCUCAUUUUUUUAUUUUAAUUAGGUGAAUCUAGAAGAUCUGUCAAACAUGUGUCUAUAUGAAGGUCGAAAAAUCAUUCUAAGUCGAUUUACAGUUUCAGACAUGGGAGAAAAGCGUUCACCACUGGGUACAAUGCGUUUCGGAAAGCGAGAUAUGCCGAUGGACGUGGAAGAUUUCGAGGAAAACGGCUACCCACCGUACUACCUUUCAAAGAAGGCCGAUGUGGCUGUAGGAGACUACGACCAAAUUUACCGCGAUACCAGGAGUCCUCUUGGAACUAUGCGGUUCGGAAAGCGCAGUGCAGGUAAAUCUUCACCUUUUCGCUUUCUUUCACGGAAAAGGCAAACUUUUUCCAGCCAUGCCCCUCGGAACGAUGCGAUUCGGCAAACGCGAUCCUCUCGGAACCAUGCGCUUCGGAAAAUAA
Molecule: messenger RNA, 645 nt
Organism: Caenorhabditis auriculariae
Lineage: Eukaryota; Metazoa; Nematoda; Chromadorea; Rhabditida; Rhabditidae
Source: the annotation of a GenBank genome assembly